Molecule: messenger RNA, 3269 nt
Organism: Ochotona princeps (American pika)
Lineage: Eukaryota; Metazoa; Chordata; Mammalia; Lagomorpha; Ochotonidae
Gene: ATXN7L3B
Product: ataxin 7 like 3B
Exons: 1
Coding region: 268-561 (97 amino acids)
Biological process (GO): regulation of gene expression
Source: RefSeq, a predicted model, not a curated record
GCGGGGCCAGGGCUGGCAGGCGAGCGGAAGCGGCCCUGGCUGCUCGGUGAGGCGGAGUGGCGGCCGGUGUGGAUCCCCAGCAGCCGGGAGACGCCGCGACGACCCGGGCGGACGCUGAGUUGGCAGCAACCGCCUGCUGUGGCUUUCCCUUCCUCGUGCCGCCGCGGACGCCGCCGGAGGACGCGGCCCUGAGCGACAGGCCUAGGCGCGGCCUGCGGAGCCCGUGAGUAAAACGAGCGCCCUCUCCGCCGUCGUUGACGCGUUAAGAUGGAGGAGAUUUCCUUGGCCAACCUGGAUACCAACAAGCUGGAGGCCAUCGCUCAGGAGAUCUAUGUAGACCUGAUCGAGGAUUCGUGCCUGGGAUUCUGCUUUGAGGUGCACCGGGCCGUCAAAUGUGGCUAUUUCUACCUGGAGUUCGCAGACACCGGGAGCGUGAAGGAGUUUGGCCUUCAGCCGGUGGAAGACAAAGGAGCGUGCCGCCUCCCGCUCUGCUCCCUUCCCGGGGAGGCCGGGAAUGGGCCCGACCAGCCGCUGCAGCGCUCCCCGCCCGAAUUCCAGUAGUAGCUGCAGCAGGAGAGAGAGACUGGUCCCUUGGCUUGGAGGAGUGAGCGAAGUAGAUAAGGAAACCGGACAAAAGUCCCAGUUUUCUUGAAAGAUCUUAACAUUUCAAAACCCACAAGUUGGAGAAUUUAGGGAUAUCAAAUCGUUUUUUUCUUUUUCCCUUUUUUUUUUUUUCCGUUAUGCUCCCUGGCGCCCACUGUGAGACCCAGGGCAGGAGGGCAAGCCCAGCUUAGGCACUGUGCGGUGUCUGGUGGAUGUGAGACACACGGGGUGUGCACAGGAUCUCUCUCCUGGCCCCCAGUACGGAGGUGGGCGGUCGUGUGCCCAGGGUGCAGGCCUUUGCCUCCCUGGCCUGAUGUCAAGGGCCUCUGGGACGUUGGGACAGUCCUGGUGGCUGGGCCAUGCUCACCGAACUUCCGUGGGACUGCUGCGCUCUGGUUGUGUUUGGCAGACAAGUGAAAACCACCUAAGAGAGCUGGAUACUAACCGCUUCAACUGGAAAGGAAAAGAAAGACUUUGGCAGCAAAACUCUAACCUUGACUCUCACAAGAAGACAAAGUCAAAAAACCACCUGUUGACCAGAGGCCCAGCAUUGAGCGUGAUGUCACGGACUUGGAGACGAGGAUAGCUUUUUUGGCUGAGCACAGAGCCCUCUUUCUUGGCCUCCCAAAUGGCACUGGCCCUCACACUGGGGCAGCUUGUUGUCGGGAUAGGCUGAGGAGUCCAUUGUGAUUCUUCUGGGAGGUUGCAGAGAUCUCUGCUAAUGGGCACCAUCUCUCCAGCAGCAAGAUUCCUAUCUAGAUGUAUUUUGGCAUGGAGCUAGUUUGGUGGGGCCGUCUUUUCCUAUGCUUGAGUUACUGGCUACGUAGCUGCUCUGUGGGUUUCACUUGAUCAUUAUGACAGGAGCAGGACCAAACUCUAAAGGAAUAUCCUGGCAGUACAGGAGGCUGUAGUUUGAAAACAACCCCACAGGGACCUCUUGCAGCUUUUCUCAGUAAUGUGGAUGGGCUAGUGCUAGAAGCCAACGAGCAGGGCUGAGUCAUUUCUUAUCGGACUGUUAGAAUCCUGUUGAAUGUCCCUGUUUCCUUUGGUGGGAAGUCAGGUUUGCUAUAGUCAGACUUUUUUGCUUGAUUUGAUUGCCUCUCAGAAGUGACAGUCCUUUCCAUUUGGUCUCCUUUUGGGCCUCUCUGACAGUAAGAGUUGCAGCUUUGUUAUUGGAAGUGAGGGAAGGACCUCUAGAUUCCCUUAACAUCAAAGAGUGGAAUGGGGAGGGAGGGAGGGAACAGGAAAUAGGAACCCUGUAUCAAAACUACUUGACUUCCUGAGUGAAGGGUUACAAAGCAUAGACAGAUGGGAGCUCCGAGGCGAGCUGGAACGGUGCUGCUUUAUUUGAAAUGUUUUCUUACCUCAUUCUGUGCCCCAGUCAGGGGUCCUGCCUCAUCUGCUGGCUUGGCCCGCCCUUCCUCCUCUUCCCUGCUUCACUGCCUGUCUGGUGCAACUCAUGACUCCAGGUGCUGCUUGCCAUUCCAGCUUUCAUGUUGACUGGUUUCAGUUCAUCUCUUGAUUCUACUUAGGAAGCUUGCACAAUUUCUUGCAAGAUUUUUGUUUUGUUGACUUGCAUUUGUGAACAGGUCAGAGGCGAAUUUUACCUGCUCCCUGUUUCGGGAUUAGAAUGGGAUAAUAACCUAAUUUUUUGUAUUUAAAAGGUGGUAAGACUAAGCAUUUGUCCUCCAUGGGACUGACUACAUUGCUAGUGUGUCCUCCUGUUGUGUUUUCCUGAGGAGCUAUGUUUUCUCACCUCCAUUGAAUUCUGCCCUUCCUCUCCAGACCCAAGGAGAAGCGUGGUAAAGGCUGAUGAAGGUGCAGUGGGUUGGAGUUGGUCCUGAUGCACUCUAACCCAUGCAGGGCAUGUACAGUUCUUAGCCCAGGAGGAACUGUUUGGAGUGCAUGAACUGGUUAGAGUUGCAUACUCUGCAAGAGAUCCAUUAUUUGCCUUCUGUCAGUAGAAUUGUUCUUAAUAGGAUUGGGAACUCAUUACAGAUUAGACUUAAAUUCAGGAAUUGUAGUAGCUUUAAAAAGUCAAGUCUAAACAGGAGCUAAAAUUAUCUCAGUUUAUCUUUGCCACUGACUUUGCAGAUAAGUAAGAGGAUACAAAAAGGAGAGUCUAAGACUCUGCUACUUCCAAACAAUGGUUUUUGGUAGCAGGGUGAAGGCAAGUGGGGAAGGCCUUUGGUCUACUCUGUUCCUUCUGAUAGAAAACUGAUAAUUGCAUUAAUGUUAAUUUUUUGGCCUUUUCCCCCUUAGGAUGAAAAGGGGCAAUGGGAUGUGGCUUUGAAUAAUGGUUUGUUUGCAUUACCUUCCAGUUCUUUUUUGUUCCGUGUCACCCCACCAUUAGAGCACUAGCCCUCCAUCCUUGCUGGGUUGAGGUGGUCUUAGUGCAACAGAUUCCCUGAGGAGACAUAAUCCUUUCUGAGGAGAAAAAAGCUCCCUACCAUGGUAGUUCACAGUGGUUAAGAACACUCCUUUUCCCUUUCUGCCUUUCCUCUAAUAGAAUACCUAUCCUUCCCUCUUGAAUUAAGUGUAUUGAGUACCCUGUAAUCCUGUCACGUAUCUGAGUGAGACAGAGAAAGAGUGAGUGUGUGUGUAUGUGUCUGUGUGUGUUUAUGGGGGAAAGGGGUUCUUUAAAAUUUCUGUGGUUUGUGGCUUUU